Dentiscutata erythropus is the source of this 226-nucleotide messenger RNA. The record is from the annotation of a GenBank genome assembly. Lineage: Eukaryota; Fungi; Glomeromycota; Glomeromycetes; Diversisporales; Gigasporaceae.
AGUGUUAAUCAAAAAAAAGCUGAAGCUAAACAUAUCGAUUAUCCAGAUGAAUUUAUAUUAGAAUCAGUCAAAAAAAAAUUAGAUGCGUAUGAUAUUAAAACUUUACCUGAUUGUCAGGCUCUUGCUGAUAUUAUGGUGAUGCUUUGUAUUUGUCCUGCUAAACUUAAAACUUUAUGCAUUACAGAUGCUGGACAUGCUAUAUCAUCUGGACGAAUGGGUGAUACAG